AUGUAUGGCAAAUGCGGCAGCGUGGCCGAUUCAUUCGCCGUGUUCCAGCGCGCCAGAGGUCGAAACCUCUACUCGUGGAACAUGAUGCUCCAGGCAUUUGCCCUAAAUGGGGAUCUGUCCAGAGCCAAGAAUCUCUUCGAUAGAAUGCCGCAAAAAGACGUGGUUUCAUGGACGGCUAUCAUGGCAGCUUUUGCCGCUAAUGGUCGUUUAAACGAGGCCAGUUUGCUGUUCGAUUCUCUGCCCUGCCCUAAUCUUGUGUCGAGGAAUGUAAUGCUUGCAGCAUAUGCCAGGGCUGGGCAUUUGGAGUCCGCGUGGAAAGCUUUCAACGCCAUGGGUGAGAGAAGCGUUGCUUCUUGGACGUCGAUGAUCCAGCCACUGGCGGAAUUAGGGAAAGUAGAGGUGGCCCAGCAGAUUUACGAUCGGAUGCCAAUGUGGAAUGUAAUCACGUCGACUUCGAUUUUAGCUGCAUAUACCCAAAGCGGGAAUUUUGACAUGGCCUUGGAGGCCUUUGAUUCCAUGCCGGAGAUCAAUGUGGUAACGUGUACGGUCAUGAUCAGCUGCUACGCGGCAUGUUUCCAGAUUGAAGAGGCUCUCAAAGUUUUCGACUCGAUGCUGGAGAGAAACGUUGUGGCAUGGACCGAAAUGGUGCACGCAUAUGCGGAUCUUGGGCAUCUUGAAGAGGCAAAACUUCUUUUCUACAAGAUGCCUUGUUGGACUCUUGUCCCUUGGAACGUGAUGCUUUUGGCAUAUGCCGUGGCCGGGCAUCUGGAGGACGCCAAGCUCAUGUUUGAGACGAGCCCCUCACGCAGCGUUUUCUCCUGGACGGCCAUGAUCCAGGCAUAUUCCUGCCGUGGAGACUUUGCACAGGCGGAGGAUAUUCUCCUUUGCAAGAUCCCAAUGAUGGACGUCGUGGCCGCGAACACAAUGCUCGCGACGUACACGCUCGCUGGGUGUACGGACAAGGCCGAGAGGCUCUUUGAGACAAUGCCUGUGCGAGAUGAGGUGACUUCGGAUACAAUGCUGGUGGGAUAUUCCCAGAAUGGUGAGCUGCUCAAGGCAUUGUAUUUCUUCAAGGAAAUGAGACAUCGAACCGCGUCUUCGUGGAGCAUCGUGGUUUUGGAGUGCUGUAGAAAUUUGGGGCUCGAGGAAGCCAAAGUUUUGUUUCAAAAUAUGCCUCUUGUGAGCUCGAGCUCCUGUGCUGCGCUCGUGGAGCUCUACACGCUGAGUGGUCUCUUAAUGGAAGCGAGGCAGCUCAUUGAAAGAAUGCUCCAAGUUGAUAUCACAUCGUGGAACAUGUUGCUCGCGGGGUACUCGCUGAACGGCUACUGCGACGAUGCCAAGAGAACUUUCGAUGGGAUCUCCAGCCGGAACGAGGUAACCUGGAACUCCAUGGUCGGAGCUUACGUCCAGAACGGGCAGCUGAGUAGAGCCAUCGAAAUGCUUGAGAGAAUGCCGCAGCUUGCUCUGGUUACCUGGAACACACUCCUGGGAGCUCUCCUCCAGAACGGCCGCGCUCGAGAAUCCAUCCAUCUCUUCCACCAAAUGCUGCUCGAAGCAGUGACCCCAAAUGCGGUGGCUUUCGUAAGCGUUCUUGCUGCUUGCAGCCAUGCAGGACUUGUAAGUUCCAGCUGCCACUACUUCACGGCGAUGCUCUCCGACUACGAGCUAGCACCUGUUGCGGAACACUUUUCCUGCGUGAUCGAUCUUCUGGGACGUGUUGGAAGGCUAGAAGAUGCGGAGGUGUUGAUUAAUUUUUCGCCUUUCCCUCCAAGCAUCGUGGUGUGGGGAGCACUGCUUGGAUCUUGUAAGAUUCACUCUGACUUUGAAAGAGGUGUACGUGUUGCUAAAAGUAUUCUGGAGCUGGAUCCCACGCACGAUGGAUCCUUGGUCUUUCUAAGCACUGUAAUUACGUAA
Molecule: messenger RNA, 1914 nt
Organism: Selaginella moellendorffii
Lineage: Eukaryota; Viridiplantae; Streptophyta; Lycopodiopsida; Selaginellales; Selaginellaceae
Product: pentatricopeptide repeat-containing protein At4g02750
Exons: 1
Coding region: 1-1914 (637 amino acids)
Biological process (GO): RNA modification
Molecular function (GO): protein binding; RNA binding
Source: RefSeq, a predicted model, not a curated record